CAGGUUACUUACAGACAGCUGUAGAAGAAAAAUAAUUGUGAUGCUUUACGUUUGAACAAUGGCGAUGAAUGAUAGCGUUAAUAUCUUGAAUUCUGCUUAUCUGGCGGUGGAAUAUAUCGACUCUUUCUUGCCCGACAAUCCCUUGCAGCAACCGUUUAAAAAUGCCUGGAAUUACAUGCUGGAUAACUACACCAAGUUCCAGAUUGCAACUUGGGGAUCACUUAUAAUUCAUGAAGCUUCAUACUUCUUGAUCUGUGUACCUGGAUUUGUCUUUCAGUUUAUACCGUACAUGCAAAAGUAUAAAAUUCAGCAGGACAAACCAGAAACAUGGGAAAAACAGUGGAAGUGUUUCAAAACGCUCCUCUUCAAUCACUUUUUCAUUCAGCUGCCUCUGAUCUGUGGGACCUAUUACUUCACAGAGUAUUUUAAUAUCCCGUAUGGAUGGGAGGAGAUGCCUAGAUGGUAUGUUCUGCUUGCCCAGUGCUUUGGAUGUGCAGUGAUUGAGGAUGCCUGGCACUAUUUCCUGCACAGACUGCUGCAUCACAAGAGAAUAUACAAGUAUAUCCAUAAGGUUCACCAUGAGUUUAUUGCUCCAUUUGGAAUGCAAGCAGAAUAUGCGCAUCCUCUGGAAACACUUAUCCUUGGAGCUGGCUUUUUUAUCGGAAUUGUUGUUUUCUGUAACCAUGUGAUUCUUCUAUGGGCAUGGGUGAUAUGUCGCUUGAUAGAAACCAUUGAUGUACACAGUGUGUACGAUGUUCCGCUGAACCCUCUUCAUUUGGUGCCUUUCUAUGCUGGGGCCCGUUUUCAUGAUUUCCACCACAUGAACUUUAUCGGCAAUUACGCGUCAACCUUCACGUGGUGGGACAGACUCUUUGGUACAGACUCUCAAUUCAUUGCCCAUAAAGAAAAAGAGAAGAAGGAACAACUGCUAAUGAAGAAGGCUAACUAAAUUUCCAGUGUAAAAAUUCUGAAGCUAAUACUGGUAGUCAGCUUUUGCUUUUCUGUAAAGCAAAACAACGAUUGGGUGUUAAGCAUAAGUCUUGUUCCUUGGCUAUGAAGCGGUAAGUAGGGAAAAACAGCUAAUUAUACUGCAGUAUCUUUCUAAUGGGAAUGCAUUCUCUUUUAUAUGUAAGUACUGCAUAUAUUUUGACUACAGAUUUAAAGAUGAUGAAAAAAACCAGAUAUGACUUGUGUCUGUGGGUUUUUUUAUUUGGAAAA
Messenger RNA from Opisthocomus hoazin, 1218 nucleotides. The record is from RefSeq and is a predicted model, not a curated record. NCBI's taxonomy places the organism in Eukaryota, Metazoa, Chordata, Aves, Opisthocomiformes, Opisthocomidae.